Messenger RNA from Phymastichus coffea, 3562 nucleotides. RefSeq names its product transcription factor Jun (gene Jra). The record is from RefSeq and is a predicted model, not a curated record. Gene Ontology annotation, molecular function: RNA polymerase II cis-regulatory region sequence-specific DNA binding; transcription factor binding; DNA-binding transcription factor activity, RNA polymerase II-specific. NCBI's taxonomy places the organism in Eukaryota, Metazoa, Arthropoda, Insecta, Hymenoptera, Eulophidae. Gene Ontology annotation, cellular component: transcription regulator complex. Bases 308 to 1159 code for a protein of 283 amino acids. The transcript has a single exon. Gene Ontology annotation, biological process: regulation of cell cycle; regulation of cell population proliferation; regulation of transcription by RNA polymerase II.
CUCAGUACGGUUUAGUCCGGCAAGCCAGAAUCAGCGGAGCCUCCGCGCGCUGCGCACCGUGUCAGUAUCGAAAAACACACACGCAACUUGUAUACGCUCGCACACGAUCAUUCAGUUAGUGCAGCGAUAGUUUGACCGCGUGUGCGAGUGUUGUCAGCGACUUUAGUGUAUAUACAUAUACAUAUAUAUACAUAUACAUACACUUGUACAUAAGAAACAGAGUGAGGAAAGCAAAGAGAGAGAGAGAGAGAGAGAGAAGUUAUUACGUAAGGUGUGCGCGCGAGUUUGUUAGCCGUCAGUCCUCUCGAUGGUGCGCAAUACGACGAUGGAGCCGACGUUCUACGAGGAUCAGGUGGGCCACUUUACCUAUGGCAAUCGCAUAAUCGCCGGUGGCGGCGGUGGGGCUCCCGUCAACAAUCUCGUUGGCAUAAAGCGCAGCAAUUUGACACUCGACUUGAAUGCCGGUCGACAGGGUCCUCAAGCGAAGAGGCCCAAACUGGGCUCGUUACCAGCUACGGCCCUGGCCAUGUCUGGUCUCACGCCGCUGCUCAACUCGCCGGAUCUGCUCAAGCUCAACUCGCCCGAGUUCGAUAAGCUGUUUAUCGCUCAGCAAGAGAACGGCAUGAUUACCACUAUGCCCACACCCACCACGCAGAUGUACUUCGACAAAGCCAUCACCGAGGAGCAAAAGCAAUACGUACAAGGCUUCGAGGAUGCCCUUGAUGCGCUUCAUCACUCGGACAGCUCGCAGGAACCAGGCAGUAUCCACUACACGACCCUCGAGCCGCCGGGCAGCGUGCAGAGCAACGAAUCCUUAAUGAGCGGCCAAGGAAGUCUGAUGCAAGUAAAGGACGAACCCCAAACUGUACCGAGUGUAUCGAGUUCGCCACCCAUGUCCCCCAUCGACAUGGAAAGCCAAGAAAAAAUCAAACUCGAACGCAAGCGCCAGCGGAAUCGCGUGGCGGCCUCCAAGUGCCGCAGGCGCAAGCUCGAGAGAAUCAGCAGGCUCGAGGACAAGGUCAAGCUGCUCAAGGGUGAGAACAAUGAUCUGAGCGUGAUCGUCAACAGGCUGAAGGAGCACGUGAGCCGGCUAAAGGAGCAGGUGAUCGACCACAUGCAGUCCGGCUGUCAAAUCAACACUGUUCCCGGUAUCUUCUGAGAGGAAAUCAUCCUCGUGCUGGAUCUCGAGGCUAGUUGAUCGACUUCGUAACGCAGGACACCUUCUCUGAUUGUGCUUGUGGUGUGAUGAAAAACUUGUUUUGUGGGUGUUGAUGAUUAUUACUUUUUUCAAUGUCUCUUUUAUAUUAUUUAUUAUGGACUGACGCUAACAAAUAAGCCACCCCCGCCAUUUUGGAGAACGACGCAUGCUGCUCGCUCGCUCCUCGUCGUUCGCGCGCGGCAAAUUCGAGACUUUCUCUCGCGCGUGAUGCUGGCUGCUGGAACUCUUCACCUUGUAAAUUACGUAUCUAUUUAUGUCUAUAUAUAGAUAUAUACUGUGUACAUUAACGGUCGUGCGCGAGACGAUCUUUUAUUUUGUAUUAAGAAAACUUCUCUAAGGCCAUUGUAUCUCGAUCGCGGUAUAAUGCUCUGAUUUAUUAAUAACAAGUGUUAUUAUCUCGUCUUUCUUUAGCAAAGCAAGCUGAGUGAGAGAUAUAUAUUUGAGAAUCGAAUCUGAUCUUUCGUAUACGCAUAGUAUUUUAACGUGUCAACACUGAUACCUGGAUAGUCAAUGUUUUUAUUCUUUUUUUAUUUCAUAACUACUUCAAUGUGUCGUGCAAUUAACAAUUGUGAAACUUGAGUCAUUUAACUUGGUGCCCAUAUAAUGAGAUGUACAUAAUAAUAUCCAGUUGUUGGCAUAUCUGCUCUGACAUAUAAUUAAAAUUAGCUUAACAAUAUUUUGGGAUGCAAUGUUGAGUGACUUUUUUUGGAGAAUGCCAAAUAUAUUAUAAAGCACAUUAUGAACCAACAGUGUAUAUUUAUUGGUGGAAUAUUCAUAUUUAUUGCAACAAAUAGCGACACCUUGAUAUUAGAAACAGAGACGAGAAAAAGUCGCUCAAGCUUUGUAAUCUCUCAAUGAAAAAAGCUCGGACUCUGAACAUUGCCUAAAUAAACCAUUACGUUUAUUAAUUGUAAGGAGAUAACUUUUUUGUAUGUUAAACUAAUACGUCUGUGACAGGACGCGCCAUUGCGACUCUUCUUAUUUUUUUACGUACAGGUGACGAGGUAAUGAGCUAUUGCCUUGAUCUGUCUUUCAUUGUUUCUUUGUGUAAUAAUAAAAUCGAGGCAAUCGUGUGCUUUGUAAAUUGUAUAAAUUGUUAAGAAAUUAGUCUGAUCCUUCCAGCGGUUCUUGUCAUUGUAACAAAUCAGUCACGCUGAAAUGUUUUCUCAUUGUAUAGAAGAGGCUUGUAAGGGUUGCACGUGUAAACUUAAUAUUCCGCUUUCUGUGUAAAUGCUUUUCUCAAUCUUAGUCAGCAGAACGAUAAAUCAAUUAUGCUUGUUUUAUCAAUUUCGCCAGCAGCAACCCAAGAACAAAGUCCAACGAGAAGAAUAAUUAUAUAGAUAGUUGUAAUGAGAAUUUCUUUUUCGGUUUUUAUAAAAAAAAUACUGAAAUUCGUUUUAUUCAAGAAAGUCUAUAAGAUAUGUACGCGUGCUUCGUUAGACUUUCUGGGCAAACAAUUCACUGCACAGUGUGCCUUUUUCAGAAAUUUCGUAACGAGCAAUCUGUGGCACAAUUCGCCCCGAUUCGCAUAAUCGUUCCUCCAUUUUUACAUAAAAAAUGCUUUCCCUUUGCGUUCGCGAUUAUUAAGCAACUCGGAAAAUAUCGGAUGUUGUGCAAAUUGAUGUGCUUCUAUAAACUGAUUAUUAUUCGUUUUAUUAUUGUGAGAAAAGUAAAAGUAAUAUGCUAUUGUAAAAAGCCGAGAAGAAAUAUUGUAUCAUAUACGCUCUAACCAUAUUUUUGUAUUUGCGCGUCAAAACGACGAAAACCAAUAUGCAUUGUUGCGGCUAACUACCGGAAAAUUAUGUAAAAACUUUCGACGACUAAAGAGGUGCGCACGCGGAGAGAAGCAAACACGUGUUCCUCCCGUGACGUACCGUGUACAUUUUUUUUAUAUAUUGAGGAGUGGCUGCACAAAACGUAUGAAAGUAAAUGAAAACGACAUGUGAUUUAGUUUUUAAGAGAUGAAACCCCAUUAGAGUAUAUAUUAUAUACAUAUUAUAUAUUUUUAGCGGUACUGCGAAUUCACAAGACAGCACACAAUAAACCGUCACUUUUGUAUACUUGCUUUUACGUUAAUACAUGAUAAAAGAAAAAGAAUUCAAUUCAGAAAAAAAGUUUUACUGUAAAUUGAAAAUCAAAAAACUCUAAUCUUUUGUUUAACAGAAGCCAAAAAUAUAUUAUUGUGUAUUAACUUGACAGCAUGAAACGUGAAAACACAAAGUAUAUAUAUAUAUAUAUAUAUGUUAUAUAUAUUGUAUACUGACAAAGGGCGAAAAAUCUUUUUUUACAAAUAAUUUUAUUUUUGAAUGAAAUAUGAAAAUAAAUUUUACUAUAUUACCCUUA